GCACAUCUUCAUCCGAGCAUCCAUUCCACAACUGCGUCCCAUCGUCUGCGCACCGCCGACACCGGGCGCCUGUUCAUCCAACGCGUUGCUCCUUAUUCUUUAUAUAUAUUUUUUACUUAAGGGUGCCUCGGCUCGGAUUAUUUUUUUCUUUGUUGCAUUUAUUUGUCCUCGGAGAUGGUUUGGUGUUUUUAAUCGCGUCCUGCAGGGACAAAAACACGCACGGGGACGCGCGGAGCAUCAUCGUCAUAGCGCACUUCAGCCGGGGGAUCUGCAGAGGCCAUCAGGCGAUGCAGACAGAGAGCUGAAAACCAGCAGAGACGGUUUGAGUGGAGGUGAUCGUUAUCGCCUCAGAGAGCCGUUCACAGGAUUGUUUUCUCCCCAGGCCCCUGCAGCGGCAGCCUGAAGGCCGGACCCCCAGCUCACAGAGGCGUAUAAAGGCUUCGAGCCCCUCCGGAUCUCCCCUGGCAGACCCUCUUCUGACCCAGUGCGGCUGAAGCCCCUGGACGCCUCCCCUCCCCCCCACAGUCACCAUGGGAACCGUGCUGUCUUUGUCACCCAGCUACCGAAAGGCGGCCCUCUUCGAGGAUGGACCGGCCACCGUGGGCCACUACAUGGCCGUCCAGAACAGCAAGAACGCCAAAGACAAGAACAUGAAGCGCCACUCGCUCAUCAACGUGCUCCCGUGGAAGCGGAUCGUCGCGGUGUCGGCCAAGAAGAAGAGCUCCAAGAAGUUGCAGCCCAACAGCUACCAGAACAAUAUCAACCAACUGAACAAUGAAAACCUGAAGAAGUCGCAGUCGUGCGCCAACCUGGCCACGUUCGCGCAGGAGCAGAGCACCCCGGCUCUCACCAAGGCCUCCAACAACAAGGUGUCGUCCGUGAAGAAGGCCCCCCUGACCAACUCCAACAUGGCCCCCGGGACCCCCAAGAGAGUGAUCGUCCAGGCCUCCACCAGCGAGCUGCUGCGCUGCCUCGGGGAGUUCCUGUGCCGGCGCUGCUACCGGCUGAAACACCUGUCCCCCACCGACCCGGUGCUGUGGCUGCGCAGCGUGGACCGCUCCCUGCUGCUCCAGGGCUGGCAGGACCAGGGCUUCAUCACGCCCGCCAACGUGGUCUUCGUCUACAUGCUGUGCCGGGACGUGGUCUCCUCCGAGGUGGCCACGGAGCACGAGCUGCAGGCCGUGCUGCUCACCUGCCUCUACCUGUCUUACUCCUACAUGGGCAACGAGAUCUCCUACCCUCUCAAGCCCUUCCUGGUGGAGAGCUCCAAGGAGACCUUCUGGGACCGCUGCCUGUCCAUCAUCAACCUGAUGAGCGCGAAGAUGCUCCAGAUCAACUCCGACCCGCACUACUUCACUCAGGUGUUCUCCGACCUGAAGAACGAGAGCCAGAAGGAGGAGGAGAGGAGCCGCCUGCUCAUCGGCCUGGACCGGUGA
Pseudoliparis swirei is the source of this 1436-nucleotide messenger RNA. RefSeq names its product cyclin dependent kinase 5, regulatory subunit 1b (p35) (gene cdk5r1b). The coding region runs from base 531 to 1436 and encodes 301 amino acids. Gene Ontology annotation, molecular function: cyclin-dependent protein serine/threonine kinase activator activity; protein kinase binding. The record is from RefSeq and is a predicted model, not a curated record. The transcript is spliced from 2 exons. Gene Ontology annotation, biological process: brain development; activation of protein kinase activity; positive regulation of cyclin-dependent protein serine/threonine kinase activity. Gene Ontology annotation, cellular component: protein kinase 5 complex; cytoplasm. Lineage: Eukaryota; Metazoa; Chordata; Actinopteri; Perciformes; Liparidae.